Molecule: messenger RNA, 9031 nt
Organism: Coregonus sp. 'balchen'
Lineage: Eukaryota; Metazoa; Chordata; Actinopteri; Salmoniformes; Salmonidae
Source: the annotation of a GenBank genome assembly
AUGGAGCUGCAUGAAGGAGCCGCACACGUACAUGGUGAGGGUGUUUUAGACCUGUCGCGUCUGAAUUUGAACAGUUUGAGCUUGGUCAACAUCAGCGAGGAGCGAAAGAGGGGCACCAAGCAGUUGUAUCUCAACUUCAACCGACUGCCCUCGCUGCCCGGAUCGGUUUGCAUGUUCUCCAACCUCGAGUUUCUUGACAUUAGCAACAACGGACUAUCGGUCAUCUGUGAAGGCAUUACCCGGUUAACGAAGCUCAGAACACUAAUAGCCAAGAACAACCGUCUGGACGAAUUCUCGCUUCCCAAGGAAUUCGGGUCUUUGCCGUUGGAGGUGUUGAAUCUAAGUGGCAAUAGAUUUGAGGAGAUGCCAGCGCAGUUCCUGAAGUUGCAGCGGCUACAAUCACUUUCCGUGGGGGGAAACAGACUCCAAAGUAUUCCUGCAGAAAUUGAGAAUUUAACCAGGUAUGUAGACUACAUAACGGUGUCCGCGGCCUCACCAGCUGCUACCGCACUAGCUUGUUGCAGUCACCAGUGAUUACAUCACAACCUUAAACAUAAUUUGCAACAAACGGCCUGUCACAAUGACCAGUUUAGGCCUACUGUAGUCAGGUUCCUGGGCAAAAAGAGAGUUCAGCCAAUCGUGUUUAACUGCAGGCCGCAAUUCUGGUUGUUCCAGCAUGUGGGCAUUCCUGCAAUAAAAAUUGACCAAUAGAAGUAUAAAGAGUGGUUCCUGCAGAUGCAGGAAUGCCCACAUGCAGGAACGCCCCGAAUUGCAGGCCGCAAUUGCACCCUUCUUAGUUCAACGGGUACAGGAUAGUUCAACUGCCAAUGCUGUGGGUUUGGGUUGUAAAGGCUGAACUGAUGCCAUUACAUCAGUGACUUGUCAGAGGCAGAGAUGAGGGAGAGGCAGAGAUGAGGGAGCAAGCUAUACUAUGCUGUCUUGUAGCCUACUGCCAUGGUAGCUUGCCUUUACAAACAGAAUGCACUUAUUUGAUUGCCAGGACUAUGGUUAAAUGGAUUUCAUCAGAUCCUCACUCCCUCAGCCUAAACUAAAGCAGACUUUAUAUCCCAACCUAACCUGUAUGUUUUUCAGGAAAUGAAAACUUUAUAGUAUCACAACAUCCAGCCAAUUACAUUUACCAGCCAAUCAGGCCUUUAGCAACCCUGACAGGUGUGUGAGAUAUCCAGGAAUCUUAUCUGUUCUUGGGCAGGGGCAUGACAGACUGCCAUUGCCACACUCACAAAGUUACUCAGAGCAGGAAAUAUGUGGUUCAUAUUGUGGUGUACACGUAAACAACCUCUGGGGUGACUAACUAGUAUUCAUAAAUAAAACACACACACUCCCUUGCACAUAGUCAAGUCACACACACACACGCACUCACGCACACACAUACACACAUGAUCACAUACAGAAAUUCAAGCAUCUUGUGGUCAAUAUGUGAAUGAUGCCACGUUUGUAUAAAGUGCAGGGGCAGUGUGUUCCAAGGGUAGUAAAAAACAAGGUCAUCUGGAAAAAGUGGUAGGUUAAUAUCAACGAUAUUAGAUAUCAGUGAGAACAGUUUAGGAUCCUCCUCAGAGGUUCCUCAGAGGAGGAGGGGGGGACCAUCUUCCUCAGUGAAUUUAUAAAAAAUAGUGAAACAUUAAAGUUUUCCAUUUUAGAUAAAACUCUACUAAAUAUAUUCACGUCACCAAAUAAUUUAUUAAAACACGCUGUUUUGCAAUGAAGGUCUACAGUAGCCUCCGCAGCACUCUGUAGGGUAGCUCCGUGGUGUAGCCGGAGGACAGCUAGCUUCAGUCCUCUGGGUACAUUGACUUAAAUUCAAAACCUAGGAGGCUCAUGGUUCUCACCCCCUUCCAUAGACUUACACAGUAAUUAUGACAACUUCUGGAGGGCAUCCUCCAACCUAUCAGAGCUCUUGCACCAUGAAUUGACAUGUUGUCCACCCAAUCAAAGGAUCUGAUAAUGAAUCUAGUACUAAAAGCAUAAGCUACAGCUAGCUGGCACUGCAGUGCAUGAAAUGUGGUGAGUAGUUGACUCAAAGAAAGAAAGACAAUAGUUGAACAAAUACUUUUUGACUGAGGUGACAACGAUGUAGGCUGUGUGUAGCGGUUAGUGGUCAUGAUAUGAAGGUUUGGCUUGAAAGGGUUUUUCGCCUGGUCACAGACAGCUAAUGUGUUAUUCACUGAAUUCCACAAGCGAAGGGAAAAGGUGUGAGACGGAGAGCGUGUAGAUAGUUGCAAGAAGGAAUUAUAUGUACAACGAGCAAAGUGAUCAUGCUGUUUUUAUGUGGCUGCUAUGAAAGUGAACUGUGUUUGCGUGUGAUCAGGGGUGUAUUCAUUCUGCCGAUUCUGUUGAAAAACGUUCCUUAAAUGGAACAAAUUUAACAAAACGGGGAUAAACAUACAUUAAUUGGUCCAAUAGAAACUCUCAUUUUCAACUGUUGGACUAAUGAUUACACCCUAGAUCAGCUAGAUGCAGGCAAGAGUGUGCAAGGCAGUAUUGAAUGUGUCACUGUCACCUUGAUUACUAAAAAUUCGCUCGAUGUGUGCACCUACGUUGUAAACUUUCAUUCAUAGGCUAAGUUGUAGCAACCUCAUGAUGGGUAUAGGGAAAAUUUGAGUGCCAUGUAGUAGCCUAAACCUAUGGAUGUUACAUUGAGCUGGGUGAAUGGAAUAUGAAUGGCUGUCAUCUAAUAUACUGCAAUAGAAAAACUGUAAGGCCAUGCUCAUAAAAAAUAAAAAUAAUAAUCAUCCUCCAUCAUCUUAAACGGCACCGACCGCCACUGAUCUGACUAUAUAGCCAGUUAACAUCAUAAAAGAGAAAACAAAUCAUAAAGUCUCAGAGAUCAGUGGGUGCAACCAGGAUGUGGGACAUGUCAUGCAGUUAAACAGUAGCCCAUUUAUAGGCUUACAAAAGAUAAGUGUGUAAAUACUUUGACUUCAGCUGGAAUAUACCCACAUUGGCUUUAAUAGGUGUCGUUCCACCCAUUCGGUGCCUUUUGAGAUGUGUAACUUGGUGGGGGGAAAAAACAAUGUUUAAUUUCACUAAAUUUUAACAGGCUCUCAUAUUCCAAAUUAAGUAACAUGGUCGAUUGUAACAGGGUUGACGAUUUCAUCUUCAAUCAGCCAUGAAUCCCCUUGUGAAAGGGGUAAUGGAAGCUUGUUGUGUGCAACAAGAGGGGAAAUGUAAUGCAAGCUUCACAAAAAACAAAUAUAUAUAUUUCUAUGGGUAACAGGGUUGACGUGUUAUGCUCGACCCACUAAGUUUUCCACCACAAAACAGCAAACAAGAGUAGAACCAGCUCACCUGCUUUUACACUGAUUUGAGUGUUAGAUGUUCAAUGUUUCUUUUGGAGAAAAAAAUAAUUAAAAGGUAAUAGUUUCACCAUAUUUUGUUGCAUUUUUAUAUUUUUUCAAUUUGACUUACCUCAAAUUGAAUCACUAAUCAUAUGAAAUAAAUAAUCUUCAGAAAUGACUUUUCCAUGUUAAGAGUGACACUGAGACUCAGGUUUUUCACUUUAAAAUGUAUUUCAAACAAAAACCGAUGAUUGCAAAGGUAAACAAACCAUAUAACUCUAUGCACAAUGACUACUUUCAACAAUUUCCACAAACAUUUUACAAAAAAGGAUUUACUUGAAGAACAGUGCAGAUGCAAAGUUUGGUAACAGAAUUACGGUUUGCGUUGUUUGUGCCGUCAUUCUGUUACCAAACUUUGCAUCUGCACUGUUCUUCAACAACAUAACUAGGGCUUGAUGCUGAAAACUUUGUGAAUUUUUGGGGUCAAGUGGGUUAAAAUCCUCCUGGAAGUCACAGAGGGUACACAGAGGGACAUGUCAAAAGGCUGAAUUUUGGCUUUAGCAAGUCUUUAUUCAUAUUAAAAUUUUGAUUUAUUGAAUUCUCCAUGUGGCCUAUAUUAAAGGGCACUUCGUUGAAUAUAACAGGUUUUUAAUAUUCAAUAUUGGUGCACAAUGUCUACUUUAAAAUAUCAAAAGGCACUCAUUUAGUUGAACGACCCAGUUACAGUCGCCAACACUAACCCUGUUGGCUGACUGUCAUCAACUGAUUUGAUCAUUGCUUUUUAGUGAUGUUACUAUAGCUAGUCAGGAUUGGUCUUUACCAUCUUUGGCAACAAGUUUUGUUACAUGUCUUAUUCAAGGGUAAGAAUAGAAGAAUAAGCCUAACAUGCGUUUAAAAAAAAUUAUGCACACAUGACUAAGUCGCUUUGGAUAAAAGCGUCUGCUAAAUGGCAAGAGAAAGUAUUCAGAAAGUAUUCACACCCCUUGACUUAUUCCACAUUUGGUUUUGUUACAGCCUGAAUUCAAAAUGGAUUAAAUGGAUUUUAUUUUUCCAUCUACACACAAUACCCCAUAAUGACAGUGAAAACAUGUUUUUAGACAUUGUUGCAAAUUUAUUGAAAAUAAAAUAUAUCAUUUCCAUAAGUAUUCACACCCCUGAGUCAGUACAUGUUAGAAUCACCUUUGGCAGCGAUUACAGCUGUGAGUCUUUCUGGGUAAGUCUCUAAGUACUUUCCACACCUGGAUUCUGCCCAUUUGCCCAUUUAUUCUUUUCAACAUACUUCAAGCUCUGUCAAAUUGGUUGUUGAUCAUUGCUAGACAACCAUUUUCAGGUCUUGCCAUAGAUUUUCAAGUAGAUUUAAGUCAAAACUGUAACUCGGCUACUCAGGAACAGCGUCUUCUUGGUAAGCAACUCCAGUGUAGAUUUGGCCUUGUGUUUUUGUUUUAGGUUAUUGUCCUACUGAAAGGUGAAUUCCUCUUCCAGUGUCUGGUGGAAAGCAGACUGAACCAGAUUUACCUCUAGGAUUUGCCUGUGUUUAGCUCCAUUCUGUUUAUUUUUUUUAUCCUAAACUCCCCAGUCCUUAACGAUUACAAGCAUACCCAUAACAUGAUGCAGCCACCCCUAUGCUUGAAAAUAUGGAGAGUGGUACUCAGUAAUGUGUUGUAUUGGAUUUGCCCCAAAUAUAACACUUUGUAUUCAGGACAAAAAUGUAAUUGCUUUGCUACAUUCUUUGCAGUAUUACAUUAGUGCCUUGAUGCAUGUUUUGGAAUAUUUUUAUUCUGUACCGGCUUCCUUCUUUUCCUCUGUCAAUUAGGUUAGUAUUGUAGUAACUACAAUGUUGUUGAUCCAUCCUCAGUUUUCUCCUAUCACAGCCAUGCUCAAAAGGGAUAUUCAGUAUCUGCUUUUUUAGUUUUUACCCAUCUACCAAUAGGUGCCCUUCUUUGCGAGGCAUUGGAAAACCUCCCUGGUGUUUGUGGUUGAAUCUGUAUUUGAAAUUCACUGCUCGAUUGAGGGACCUUACAGAUAAUUGUAUUUACGGGGUACAAAAAUCAUGUUCAACACUAUUAUUGUGCACAGAGUCCAUGCAACUUAUUAUGUGACUUGUUAAGCACAUUUUUACUCCUGAACUUGAAUUUAUGGUUGCCAUAACAAAAGGGUUGAAUACUUAUUGACUCAAGACAUUUCAGCUUUUCAUUUUGUAUUCAUUUGUAAACAUUCCGAAUAAAUAAAAAAAUCCACUUUGACAAUAUGGGUUAGUGUGUAGGCCAGUGACGACAACAACAAAUCUAAAUGUAAUAAAAAUUAAAGGGGUGUGAAUACUUUCUGAAGGCACUGUAUGUCAUUUCCUGUCACAGGAACAAGUAUGUCAGUACAAAACGGUCUCUAUGUAGUUUUUACCAUUGUUAAGUAUGUUUCACAAGAACAUACCGGUAGUUAGUUUAGUUACCAAUAAUAUGGUAUAUGGCCUAUAAUGUAAGUAUGGGCCAAUAUUUACCUCUGCCUUAUUGUACCGACAUUACUGGCAUCACUAUGACACCUUCCCCACUCAGUGUGACAUGUAGGGACAGUUUGUUCCUUUGGCCUUAUUGUCAUGUGGUAGUUGGGUAGUACCAGGGUAUGGUGCAAUAACCCAAAGCCAGAGUAACAUUCAAAGAUAGGCCUACAGUCACGCACUGUGUCUUGUAAACAUAUUAACCAACACAAACUACAUGUAAAGAGACAGCAUCUCACUGAAAACUUCAGAGCAGCUGAACAUACACACUGUCUCAUAUCUAUAGUAAUGAAUGAUGGAGGUUGUAUGGGACUAGGGCUGUGUGCCCGUGUGUGUGUGUGAGUGGGGUAACUGUAGAGUGAGGUGUUGAGAUGUUCCUGAAUGGCUUCUUUAGACCCUCUGUCCCUGAGGGGCUGGCUCAGGGCUCAGGCCCCAAGUACACAUAAUGGCCUCUCCCAGUCGCUGCUGUGUCAUCAGUUCCACAGGCAGACCAGACCAUGGGGCAGAUGGGCUGACUGCUCACUUUCAGUGUCAGGCCAUUACAUAUCCCUUUCACUCCCUGUCUCUCUGUCCCUGCUGCUCCCUCUGUUCUUCUCUCUUUCUCUCUAUUUCCCCAGUGUUCAGCUGUCUUUUCACUUUUUCAUCUGUUCAGAGGGAUUGGGAGAAAGCAGAACACUUGUGAAUGUGUACAUUACCAUUGGAGAUUUGUGGACUUUGAACCAAUAGUCAUCUGUUUCUCUCUGUCAGUCAUCUGUUGUAUACUGAACAAACAUAUAAAUGCAACAUGUAAAGUGUUGGUCCAAUGUUUCAUGAGCUGAAAUAAAGUAUCCCAGAAAUGUUCUAUACGCAUAAAAAGCUUAUUUCUCUAAAAUGUUGUGCACAAACUAUCCCUGUUAGUGAGAAUUUCUCAUUUGCAAAGAUAAUCCAUCCACCUGACAGGUGUGGUAUAUCAAGAAGCUGAUUUAAACAGCAUGAUCAUUACACAGGUGCACCUUGUGCUGGGGACAAUAAAAGGCCACUCUAAAAUGUGCAGUUUUGUCACACAACACAAUGCCACAGAUGUCUCAAUAUUUGAGGGAGCGUGCAAUUGACAUGCUGACUGCAGGAAUGUCCACCAGAGCUGUUGCCAGAGAAUGUAAUGUUCAUUUCUCUACCAUAAGCCACCUCAACAGCGUGUUCCAGUUCCCGCCAAUAUCCAGCAACUUCGCACAGCCAUUGAAGAGGAGUGAGACAACAUUCCACAGGCCAUAAUCAACAGUCUGAUCAAGGAUAUGUGUCGCACUGCAUGAGGCAAAUGGUGGUCACACCAGAUAAUUACUGAUUUUCUGAUCCACUCCCCUACCUUUUUUUCUUUAAGGUAUCUGUGACCAACAGAUGCAUAUCUGUAUUCCCAGUUGUGUGAAAACCAUAGAUUAGGGCCUAAUUAAUUAAUAUCAAUUGACUGAUUUCCUUAUAUGAACUGUAUCUUAGUAAAAUCUUUGAAAUUGUUGCAUUUUUAUAUUUUUGUUCAGUUUAUAUGACUACCCCACAUUGCUGUCUGCUGCUUAGGACUGUGUAUUUAGCCUACACUGCAUUUGAUUGCACUAAACCUAAACUUCAAGCUGAAAACAUUUUUGGGACUCUCUAGUAAUGCCUCUACCUCUGGCGGCCCCUACACAAAGUCAGAGUAAACACACACACACACACACAGGCAGGUAGGCUAAAGAUAGAAAUUCCAGCACCUCUCUGUGGUAUGUGUAUAGUGUGUGUCUCCUCUUUGAGACGGUUGGUUUAGCAGUUCCACUGCUCCAGCCCAUACCUCAUAGUCACAAAUACACACACACAUGUUAUACUCCUUUACUAUGGACCCGGCCGCUCAAUCUUUGAUGCCUUUCACCCACUCUGGUAAUGCAUUGCUGUCACAUACAGCAUCUAUGUCAACAUGUGGGAACCCCAUUGUGGUACUGAUGUGUCAAAACAUGUGUGCACUUGGAACUGUCCAGUAUACAAUAUGUUAUGGUGUUUUUAAAGUCCUAAACACCUUCAGGCAUGCUUUACUUGUUGGUGUAAUGUUAAUUACCACUCGAUAUGAUGUAAACAUAUUAAACCUCUAUCUCUGUCUCUCUCUCUCUCUGUCAGUCUUGAGAUGCUGUAUUUGGGUGGUAACCUGAUCACCUCUAUUCCUCCUGAGCUGGCCAACCUGCCCUACCUCAGCUAUUUGGUCCUGUGUGACAACCGCAUACAGGGUGUACCCCCGCAGCUCACCAGGUAACCACAACAUAACCAUAACACAGCCUCAACCCCAUCUAGAGCAUACUGCCACAGCUCACAAGGUAAACACAACACACCCAUAAUAUAACCACAGGAACCUGCAAGUAAGCAUUUCAUUAGACAAUGUAUACCAUGCGUAUCCCGUACAUACUAAUACAACUCAACAACAACAAAAUAAUAAUACUACUACAAGACAGUCAUAACCCAACCAUAUUCAAGGUGCACCAGUACUAUAGCUCAACUGGUUACUACAACACAUCCAUAGUGGACUACUACAACUUAACCAUAAACUAACCACGGUCUAGAUUUCUGUUCAUAAUACUCACAACGAUAACCAUGACCUUGCCAAUCUCUCUCCCCCCCCAGGCUCCACUCCCUGCGCUCCCUGAGUCUCCAUAACAACCUGCUGACCUACCUGCCCCGGGAGAUCCUCAGCCUGGUGCGCCUGCAGGAGCUCAGUCUCCGCGGCAACCCCCUGGUGGUGCGCUUCGUCAAGGAGAUGACCUAUGACCCGCCGUCGCUGCUGGAGCUGGCAGGUCGUACCAUCAAGAGCCGGAAUGUUCCAUACUCGUCCUGCGACAUGCCCUCUCACCUGCUGCACUACCUAGACCUGGCCAGCAAGUGUCCCAAUCCUAAGUGUGCCGGUACGUCUACUACACAUUAGUUUCUCAUUGGACUGUGUCUGUAUUUCUGUCCCUGUCUUUUUCUGCUUGUCUGUAUAUAAUUGUUUAUGUAUAAGUAUGUGUCGAUUUAUUUCAGUGUGCUUAUUCUAUGUCUGUUUCUCUGCUCUCUCUCCCCAGGCGUGUACUUUGACUCGUGCGUGCGCCACAUCAAGUUUGUGGACUUCUGUGGGAAGUACCGGCUGCCCCUCAUGCACUACCUGUGCUCCCCAGAAUGCACCUCACCCUGCAGCUCCAACCCCCAGAGCGAUGCCGAGUCAGAGGAUGAGAUCAGCGUGCCCGCCUACCGCCUGCAGAGGGUGCUGCUGGGAUAG